Aphanomyces invadans is the source of this 973-nucleotide messenger RNA. RefSeq lists its product as hypothetical. Gene Ontology annotation, biological process: DNA repair. Gene Ontology annotation, molecular function: RNA endonuclease activity producing 5'-phosphomonoesters, hydrolytic mechanism; single-stranded RNA binding. Bases 22 to 624 code for a protein of 200 amino acids. Lineage: Eukaryota; Oomycota; Saprolegniomycetes; Saprolegniales; Verrucalvaceae. The record is from RefSeq and is a predicted model, not a curated record. Gene Ontology annotation, cellular component: nucleolus; cytoplasm. The transcript has 2 exons.
AUUUCAACGACGGUCGACUCGAUGGAGAGAAUUGCCACAACUUCGCACUCCCAUGGAGGCUGCUACCAAGUACAAGAAGAGGCCUGGAAGGCAGAGCAAGUUGAGUUGCGUGACCGCCUCGAUCGAACACACGAUUUGGACAUGGCCACGAUCAAGUACAUUGCAGGCGUGGACAUUUCGUUCUUCCCUGGCACGGACGAUGCGUGUGCAGCUCUAGUCAUCCUUUCGUUCCCAGACCUCAAGGUUGUGUGUGAAGUGUCGUGCCACACGACCCUCACAUUGCCGUACAUCCCAACCUUUCUUGCGUUUCGCGAGAUCCCAGCGCUCUUGCCUCUUUUUGAUAUGAUUCCACGUGAGUUUUACCCCCAAGUGGUGCUCGUCGACGGCAAUGGUGAGCUGCACCCUCGAGGUUUCGGAAUUGCGUCACAUCUGGGAGUCGUGACCCAAUUGCCCACGAUUGGCGUUGCCAAAACGUUCCUCAACGUUGAUGGGUUGACAAAACGAAGUGUGCGCGCACUGGUGCAAGAGAAAAAGGCCCACACGCGUACUUCAGACGGCGGCGGUCCCCAAUCUGUUGUGGCAUUGAAGUUGCAAGGCCAGUCAUCCAAGGUACACGCAGGAUGAGCUCGUGAUUCUCCUGGGAGUACGAUCAUCCGACGUAGGUCUGGGGAAUGGCGAUGUGCUCGGAAGGCACUGAAAACCCGAUCUAUGUAUCAAUUGGCAACAUGAUCUCGUUGUCCAAGGCGGUGGACGUUGUGUUGCAAUGCUCGUUGUUUCGCGUGCCGGAACCAAUUCGCCAGGCCGAUCUACGUUCGCGAAGUAUUGUUCGGACUUGGGAAAAGCACGGCGUCGACACGUCGCUCAAAGCAUGCCGCGUCCAUCGGCAUAACGCCAACCCGUAGGCCAUGCUCGGACCGCUUCCAACCUUCGUCCGUGCACUCUGCAAAUAAUAAAUAUAUACAGGUUUCUCGAA